UUCCUCCGUCAAACGUCCAAGUGAGCGAUGACUGGGGCCCGGUGAGAAAUGGCAUAACGACGUCGUACGCCGAGGGGGCGAGCCUGACACUCACAUGCGUCGCUAGUUCGGGAAAGCCACUCGCUAGGGUGUCAUGGUGGCGAGAUGGUGAACUUGUCACUGAUGAAACAGAAUAUUUCGAAGAUCGACAGAAAUCGCAGAGUGUCCUCAGAAUCGAAAAGGUUACCAGGUCGCAUCUCCUUGCCGUCUACAGUUGUGAAGCCAGCAAUAGCAGGCUACAACCUCCCCUGAUCGUGCGCACAGCCAUCGAUAUGUACUUGAGACCACUGGAGGUGGGGUUGGUGGGGAACAACCCAGAUUUUAGUGCGGGAAAAAGAUACAAUGUGACUUGUAGGUGUAGGGGAUCCAGACCUCCGGCAAUCAUGACUUGGUGGAAG
Molecule: messenger RNA, 437 nt
Organism: Leptinotarsa decemlineata (Colorado potato beetle)
Lineage: Eukaryota; Metazoa; Arthropoda; Insecta; Coleoptera; Chrysomelidae
Product: nephrin
Molecular function (GO): protein binding
Source: RefSeq, a predicted model, not a curated record